Fonsecaea pedrosoi CBS 271.37 is the source of this 1974-nucleotide messenger RNA. RefSeq lists its product as uncharacterized. Bases 1 to 1974 code for a protein of 657 amino acids. The record is from RefSeq and is a predicted model, not a curated record. The transcript has a single exon. Lineage: Eukaryota; Fungi; Ascomycota; Eurotiomycetes; Chaetothyriales; Herpotrichiellaceae.
AUGGCUACUACUCUUGUGUAUCAGCAUUCCCUGGGAGAAGACAUCGCUCAUCAGUUGUCUCAAAGAUCCAUGUCCAAAGACAAGCGUUCUCCGGAUCAACCAGCUCCAUUCAAGGGCGAGUUCUCCUUCGUCAACAAGGAUGCCGGCAAUAUUGAUUCCAAAGACCACAAUGCUGCCGUGUCCUGGCAUGUGAUGAACCGCUAUGAGCGUUGGAAGAAGCAGGAGCAAGCGAAAAAGCUACGAGCGUCUGCUAAUGUUCCCGUGGGGCCACUCUCCCCUCCUUCACAGCAGCCACAACAGAGACAACCCCCGCUGCUGCGGUCGCCGCCUCAGCAGCAACAACAGCCAUCACAGUCACAACCGCAGUCUGUAUGUCCAGAUCCCUUUGUGAAUCCUUACAAUAGAGCGCCGUUGACACAUGCUUCACAGUCAAGAGCUAACCCCCCAGCUCCGUUUGGAUUUGAUCCAUGGAUGACCGAACAACCUCUUCAGCUUGGCUAUCCUGGAAUCAGCUCUGGUCAAGCGUCAAGUAGCGGACUGCCAACGUCGACCACAUCGACGCCAUCGGCACAUUCGAGCAUGAUCGAAGAUGAUCCCACUUCCCUCUUGAGUUCGUCCAGCAGGCCGUUAGACCCCGGCGCAAGCUCGUUCGAACCGACAUCCUUAACCAUGACUCCACUGGUUAACAGUCUUAUAGCGUUCGCCUACGAAGUAUUCAUCCCUCAAAGCUGGCCGAGAGAAUCAGACAAAAGCGAAGGGUCAUACGAGAUCGCCAGAAGUUGGGACGACACAGCUCUAAUCAAUCAGGAUGCUUGUUACGCCAAUGCAUAUCUGAGCCUUUUGGCAGCCGCCAUGAGCGUUCUCACCGAGGACGAAAGCCUCGCCUAUCAAUCCCGAUAUUUUCAAGGUCAGGCCAUGACAGAGUUGAGGCAGCGGGUGGCUCGCCCUGGACCGCAAGACCUAGCCACCCUCAAAGCCAUCCUGAAGCUCUUUUCGUCCGAAACGCUUGUCGACAACACCUCGAUCGCGCGCAUGCACCUCAAAAUGCUGCGAAACCUCGUCAACGCAGCCGGCGGAGUCAUUCUGUUAGAUGCCUGGUUUCGGGAAGACUUACUCUCCUGCGACUGCUACUUUGCUCUCAAGUACGAGACUCGCCCACUCUUCCCGUCGUCAGAGUGGACUCCCGGGCCCUUGAGUCAGCCCUGGAAGGCUCGCUUGCUUUCCGCAGGGGUUUUUGGAGACCACGCCGCCACCAUUGAUCCGCUGGUCGAGCAUCCCAUCAUGAAAGCGGUGAUUACUGACUUACGGGAGCUUUUCAAAGCGCAAGAGUACAUCCAGACACACGACGUUCCCAGCGAUGAUCAACUACUAAGAUGGAAGCAACUGCGCAAGUUCGACUGCAUCUCGCGUCUCGCAGACCAUUACGUGAAUGUAGCGAUAUAUCCUCACCUGUUUCAGCGGCCCGUGACACAGGCUUACACUUGCGUUGCGACGGCAUUGAUGACGGCCAUGGUCUUGGGCUCACCGGAACCGACGCGAUUCGGGCUCAAGCUCAUCACGGAUCUCCGCAAGAAGCUGACAGAGAGUGCCUCUGAGGAUGACGCCGCGCAAUUCCGACGACUGCGACUGUGGGCGCUGUAUGUGGGUUCACUGGCGGAGAAAGUGCAUCCCGUGAGCGCCGCGGAGGAGCGCUGGUUCCACGAUCGCUACCAGAGUCUAUCCACCAGUAUGGGGGUGUCAGGUUGGGAGGACACAAGGAAAGUCGUCAGGCAAUUUCUUUUCUCCGACAAGCUUCAUCAGGAGAUCGAAUCUGGAAGAGCCCAUCGGGUGGCCGAUGCUAGGCAAGGCCUCUAUACUGCGUCGGGCUGCAGCUGGCGAGAGCCCUGGUCAGAUACCAAUAUUGGCGUGCCGGAAGUCGAAGAGGGUGUUGGCGCGCCGGUGUCUGUGGGCAAGCGGCGUGUGGACGAUGAUUAA